AUGAUCCCCCGCCUCUCGUCGACCUCUUCAGUCGCCCUUGACUCAUUUCUCCACAUCGGCGUCGGAGCCGUGUCCCGCCAACCCCGCCUCCGAACGUCGUAUUCCUCCACAACACCCUCGCAUGCACACAAACACGACAUGUCGCAGAACGAGAUCGGGUCGGACGCCCAAGUACGGCGUCCAAAGAAGUUAAUUUUUGCUCCCGGAGAUAUCGAAGCACCAGAAACCUCCGACGAAUCCAAUGCCCCGUUGCAGCCGGAACCACAAUCUGCAGUCCCUCCUCACCUCAAUUCCGCCGAUGCUCUGCGCUCCGAGACGUCCACGCCAAAUUCGGCUACUGAAAGCCAGAUUCUGUCGCACCCGGCGCGUGCUCACCAAUUCGUGACCAACCCACCCCUCACCGUCUCUCAGAUGCACGGUACCAACCCACUCCAUCAAUUCCAUUCGUGGUUCCGCGACCCGCGGUUGUCGGCGAGCUCGGCGCCAGAGACAUGCACACUGGCCACGGCCUCGCUACCUUCGGGUCGUAUAAGUGCUCGAGUAGUCUAUCUCAAAGAGCUCGAUGAGCGUGGCUGGGUGGUAUACAGCAAUUGGGGCAGCCGGGAAGGCAAAGGCGGGCAGGUCUUUGGGCAGCAAGCCGACAGCGCCGACACACUAGGGCCGAUUCCCGAACCAGGGGACGAGUCACUACAAGACCCCAGCGCGGGGAAUAAAUGGGGUGCGUUGACAUUCAGUUGGGCAGUCACAGAGCGGCAAGUCCGGGUGGAGGGCCUACUAGAGCCCCUCAGCCGUGAGGAGAGCGAGCUGUACUGGCGCACCCGUGAACGAGGCAGUCAAAUUGGUGGCUGGGCGAGCUGGCAGAGCCGCGUGCUAUGGUCUGCAGAGCCACCACAGUUGGCCGAGCAUCAGCGACGCAAGAGUGUGGCCAAGUUACAGGAAUCAGCGGAGCUUGGUACUGGAGCAGACGCUCUCGCCAAUAUUGACGCUACGGAUAUUGAUGAUGGACGAGCCCUGUUGGAACGACGGGUCAAGGAGAUGGAGCAGCGAUUUAAAGGCGUUGAUCAGAUCCCUCUACCCCCUUUCUGGGGUGGUGUGCGUCUUGUCCCGGAGUCUGUUGAGUUCUGGCAGGGCCGUCGCAGCCGGCUUCACGAUCGAUUCCGGUAUGUGCGCGUAGACGGCAAGGGAGAGGAUGUCCAAUGGCGAUUGCAGCGACUCUCUCCCUGA
Molecule: messenger RNA, 1224 nt
Organism: Penicillium macrosclerotiorum
Lineage: Eukaryota; Fungi; Ascomycota; Eurotiomycetes; Eurotiales; Aspergillaceae
Product: pyridoxamine-phosphate oxidase PDX3
Exons: 2
Coding region: 1-1224 (407 amino acids)
Biological process (GO): pyridoxine biosynthetic process
Molecular function (GO): pyridoxamine phosphate oxidase activity; FMN binding
Source: RefSeq, a predicted model, not a curated record